Messenger RNA from Prunus mume (Japanese apricot), 1785 nucleotides. Its product is annotated as isoprenylcysteine alpha-carbonyl methylesterase ICME-like. Gene Ontology annotation, biological process: proteolysis. The record is from RefSeq and is a predicted model, not a curated record. NCBI's taxonomy places the organism in Eukaryota, Viridiplantae, Streptophyta, Magnoliopsida, Rosales, Rosaceae. Gene Ontology annotation, molecular function: serine-type peptidase activity.
GAGCUUUCAAACGGGUCGAGUCUCUACCACCAGCUUCAGCUUCAAACAUCAACGGUUUAACGGUAAAUAGUAAAGCACCGCCCAACCCAAUCCACGCAAAAUUUAGCAACCGAAUUACCAAAAGCCUAAAACCAAUCUCAGAUCCACCCCUUUUGCCAAAUUUCUGAGACAUUGCUCGGAUUGGAGCUCCCAGCUAUGGCGUCGGAAACUGAUUGUCUUCUUCGACACGCUUCGUCCUCCGCAGUAGAGGACGUGGCACAAGAUAUGGACGCGAAGCCCUUACUCUCUAGGUUUUUGAGCUAUCCUAUUGCCAAUACCAAUACGAAUCCCCAGAGGCGUCGCAGGCUCUCUACGCAGCUCGCCUCCGCGCCUCGGCCUCUUCGGCAACAGUCUUUUGGCCGCGACAUCGGCCAUGCUGCCAAAGAGACCUACUUGAUCACUAGCCUCAGCUUCACGCUCCUUCAAUACCUCGGGGUAGGUUACCGGUGGAUGACAAGAUUACUUGCUCUUGGAUGUUACGCCAUGUUACUUAUGCCCGGGUUUCUUCAAGUUGCAUUGUGUUAUUUCUUUUCAAGCCAGGUCCGGCGUAGUAUUGUGUAUGGAGAUCAACCAAGAAAUAGGUUGGAUCUCUAUUUACCUGCAAAUAGCGAUGGAAAAAAGCCAGUAGUGGUAUUUGUAACUGGUGGAGCCUGGAUUAUUGGGUAUAAAGCGUGGGGAUCUCUUUUAGGUCUGCAGUUGGCUGAAAGAGACAUCAUAGUGGCAUGCGUUGAUUACAGAAAUUUUCCCCAGGGUACCAUCAGUGAUAUGGUGAAAGAUGCUUCUGAGGGUAUCUCAUAUAUCUGCAACAAUAUAGCAGAUUAUGGAGGUGACCCUAACAGAAUCUAUCUAAUGGGACAAUCUGCUGGUGCACAUAUUUCUUCCUGUGCUCUUUUGGAGCAAGCAAUCAAAGAAUCUAAGAAAGAAGAGAGCAUUUCUUGGAGCGUCUCCCAGAUAAAGGCUUAUUUUGGUUUAUCUGGCGGGUAUAAUUUGAUUAAUUUAGUUGAUCAUUUCGACAAUCGUGGACUAUAUCGUUCCAUUUUUUUAAGCAUUAUGGAAGGGGAAGAAUCCUUGCAUCAAUUUUCUCCUGAACUUAAAGUAAAGGACCCAAGCAAUAGGAAUGCUGUUUCUCUCUUGCCUCCUAUUACUCUUUUCCAUGGAACUGCAGAUUAUUCGAUACCAUCAGAUGCCAGUAAAAUUUUUGUAGACGCGCUUCAAAAGGCAGGCGCUCAAGCCGAGUUAAUACUAUACGGUGGAAAGACUCAUACAGAUUUGUUUCUUCAAGAUCCUCUAAGAGGUGGUAAAGAUGAAUUGUUUGACCUACUAGUUGCUGUGAUACAUGCUGGUGAUAAAGAAGCUCUUGAGAAAGAUGCCAUGGCACCCCCAAGAAAACGCCUGGUUCCAGAGAUCUUGUUGAAGUUGGCACGCAACAUCAGUCCCUUCUAGGUCGCACUCUGGUCAUUAUUUAUCAUAAAAGCCCAUGAAAAGUGGUUGAUUCAACCAGCUCGCGGAGAUCUAAAUUGUUCGAAAGAGAUUAUGAGAUAUUCAAUUUGAUGAGGUUGCUGCAUCGUAAUCCCAGAGUUGAAUAUUGCAGUUGAAGAUCAAUAGCCUCAGAUUUGUCCAGAGACCCCUUGUAAUCCAAUUACUUUAGAUGAUUGGAAGAAUUUGCUUUUGUUGUCCAUGAAUGUAGUCUUAAUUCUUAAACGCCUUCAAAUAUUAAAUAUUUUAUUAUAGUCAAAGUUUGAUUUA